Megachile rotundata (alfalfa leafcutting bee) is the source of this 5613-nucleotide messenger RNA. RefSeq names its product suppressor of sable (gene su(sable)). Gene Ontology annotation, cellular component: nucleus. Gene Ontology annotation, molecular function: RNA binding; metal ion binding. NCBI's taxonomy places the organism in Eukaryota, Metazoa, Arthropoda, Insecta, Hymenoptera, Megachilidae. Gene Ontology annotation, biological process: negative regulation of DNA-templated transcription. The record is from RefSeq and is a predicted model, not a curated record.
AGCUGCCCGCUCAGAAUAGUUCCAGAUGUGGCCAUGUUUAGUUUGAUCUUUGAAGUUUUCGCUCAUCGUCUCAUAACUGAUACAUUUUUAUACAAUCUGCUGGCAUAGUAAUAACGCUCUGUCCGACCAUCGUACUUUUCGCCUGCCUGCGACUAGUCUCGUUUCACAAAUAACAUUAUUUACAUGUUCUUCUUUUGCCGAGAUCAACAAUCUCGAACGCGGAAGUAGACGUAAACGCUGUCAUCCAUCAAGGAGGACAGGCAAUCGUGAAUUUUCUUAUCGAAUUAAUUAACAAACAGACCCGCGUCUGAUCGAUUCGUAAUUGUCGAAUUAAUUUGUCGCUCCCUUUCUCUCUCUUUUAUCGAUAAGAAACAAAAAGAGAGAGUCGUUAUCGAAUUCACGAGUCGUCAAAGUGGAAGCUACGGUCUUUUUUCUUUCUUUCGUAAAGAAACGUACGCGUAUUUCUUAUAUUCAAAAGUAAAACGUUAAUAUAUGAGCUUAUCGUUGGUCAGCCAUAUGCCACGUCAAGCCAGAAUGACGUAGCAGUGGUAAGAUCGCGCCAUUGAACAAAAUUACGAUAGCCCGAAAAAGGAGAAGCAACGCAGUGAAAUACUUCACCGAACGUAAAAGUGCAAUAAUAUAUUGGAUAAAAAACAGAAUGAGAUAGACUUUAGUACGAAAAUAGCUCAUUGUGUUCAGGCGAGAAGAAUAUUCGAGAAAGAACCCAGGGGCGUAGUCGAGCCGAAAAAAAGGCGGAAAACGUUAAUAAGGUUGAUACACGUUUGUUGGGACGCGCACGCGCGCGCAAGAGAGAAAGAGAAACGGAGAGACACACGAAAGAUAUUCCGUAGGGUAAUUUGUGCUCUGUAACGAGUAUUUUUCAAAAUUUCAAAUGCUAGAAUUCAGGCACGCGAUUAUUUCGCAAGCAAAGAACCAUCGAGUGUGGUCGCGUCAAUCGAUCGAAUGAUCAUCGUCGGGCCACAGUGCUAUAUCAUACGGUACAAAACACGAUCGAUCGGGACAAAACAAUGGCAUUAGAGAGUGUUUCCGCGGCUGAGACUCUAAUCCAAAGAAAGUCUACAAUGCUCGUUGGUGUACACACAUACAACUGUAAUUAUGUACACACAUAUGUACGUGAAUGAACGAGACGGACGAGGACUUCCACACGAAGAAAUUUCGACGCUACUGUAUCAAAAAGAUGUUGCUCACCCUGUUAACAAUGCUGUAACGAUGACAAUAUGAGAUAUGCUACGAAAUAAUGUGAUUUGAUGUUGAUGCUAUUAUGUUGAUGAUGAUUUAUGAUAGUUAUAAUGAUGCUAAUGAUGAACGCAGUUCGUGGCACCAAUGACGAUGAUUUGGAAGAUGGAGAAAUCCCAUCUGACGAAGAUGAUGAACCUGUACCACCACCAGCAACUGAUGAUGCAACUAAAAAUGCUUCAAAGACAGAUAUAUCAAAACCUAAAACCUUUGAUUCUAAGUUUAAUAAAAAUAAGAAAUCAAGUGUUCAAGGAAGUAGCAAGCAUGAUAGAUUUUUAAAAUAUAAAAGUCCAACUGAAGAUUGGGCUGGGGAUGUUGAGAAAGCGAUUAAAGCACACUUAGAAGAAGAUAAUAGUAGGAAUCAAGAUGCUAAAUCUAAAAGUAAAAAUAACAGAAGUAAAAGUAGGAAAAGAACACGCGAAGAAAGAGAAGAGGAUCGUAAUAAAGAUCAAAAGAGACGAAAGGUGAGUGAUGAUGAAAACAUUAAUGAAGAUGAAGAUGAAAUGUUAUUCGUCAGAGGUGCUUCACCUGUUAGGAAAGACUCUCAAGAGAAUAAUUCUCCAAGACACACGAAUGAACAUGAAAAUUUUGAUAGCAAUUCAGACUAUGAUGAAAGACCCAGUGUUAACCGACAUAGAGAUAAUGAUAACAAGCGUAGUAAUACAAGAGGAGGUGUAGGUGGAGGAGGACGAAGAGGUGGUAAAAAUGAACGCGGCGGUAAAAAUAAAGCUCGUGGACAAAUGCGAAAUGAUAGAAAUGGACGACGGAAUCAAAACAAUGAUCACAAUCAAGAUCCAGAUGCUAUUUGCGUUUAUUAUAUGCAAGGGAAAUGUCACAGAGGUGAUGAUUGCCCUUUUUCACAUAAUGCUUUACCACCUAGGAAAAUGGAAUUAUGCAAAUUUUAUCUCAUGGACUGCUGUGCAAAAAGAGACAAAUGUCUGUACAUGCAUCAUGAUUUUCCAUGUAAAUUUUUCCACACAGGAUUAAAAUGUAAUCAAGGAGAAAAUUGUAAAUUUUCUCAUCAACCUUUAAACGAACAGGUGAAAGGAAUUUUAUUAAAACAUCUUGAGACAGCUCCAAAAGAAAUUCUUGGAGAUUUUCCACGUUUAAGUAGGGAAGGAGCAAUGUUAAUGAUAAAUAAUACAGCAAGAACAUUAGCACAGGGUCAAGAAACGACGAAUCAAAAGAUUCCGAGUCUUUUUGAAUUGAAUGUGCCCGCUCCAACUACUACCACGGAAAAAAUUAUUGAAAAAGAAGAGAAAGAGGAACUAACACCUCAGCAAAAAAAUGUUAGGGAAAGAAAACCAUCUGGCAAGAAAACUCGAUGGGGUUCAGACGAAGAUAGAGUUCCAUACGAACAAAUUAUGUUAUUGCAGUCAGCCAAUGACUUCGGUUUGCAGCUUCCUAAUGUUGCGCUAGGUUUAGCGACUCAACAACAGUUACAACCGAAAACAUUAAUGUCACGAACCAUGCCAAACAUGGAUUUCUAUACUGAAAGUAAUAAUCCUGAAUCAAACAAAAUUAAUUUAAACAAAUUACGAGAUAGGGAAGACUUUACAAAAGAUGUAGAAGAGGAUGAAAUUUUGGAACAGGCGAAGAAGAAAGGAACUUCAAUAAUUGAAAAUUCAAAAGAUGUUGAUUUAAGGCAAUUGUUAAAAACUUCGAAAAAACCACCACCUGUUGUUAGCAUAGCUGACGAAGUGGCAAAUCUUACUAAAUCCAAAUUUGACGAAGAAAGCGAUCAAGAUGAAGAAACAGACCUUGUCAUAGAAAUGCCAACUGAAGAAGAGGACAAACAAAAAGAUAAAAGUAUAGAUCAAGAAGAAACGAAUGCCGUCAAUGAAGAAGGUAACAAUCAAGACAGUUUACAAUCGCGUUCAGAAGAACAGGAAGUACCAGCACAUUUACCGAAAAAGGCACAAGAAUUAUUUAUGCGUAUUCAACAACAACAAAGAGCAGCUCAAGACAGUUUUAAAAAUAUAGAAAACGAAUGUUCGACAAAAAACUCAGAUCAACUUUUAGAGGAUUGGUAUUCUGACGACGAAGAUGAUGACGAUGACGACGAAGGUGGAAAUCUUACAAUAGUACUUUCUAACAAAGAUAACCCGAAAGAUGAAAGUGAAACCACAGAAAAAGUACAGAACAAUGCGGACAAAGAAGAACUUCGAUCUACAGCUUCUGCACCCACCAUACCUCAACCAGCAGCUAUCGUGGACAAACUCGGAGAUCUAAGUAAGAUUGAUAUUAGCGCUGAAGUAUCAAAAUUACUGUCUUCGCUUAAAGCACACAGUUCACCAAGUGGCAAAAGCACUCAACAAUCAGCGCAAGAUUAUGGUUCGAAAAUUAAACCUACCUCCCCGGAUAGAGUAUUAUCAGAAGAAUCUAAUGCUCACGAUAAAAUGAGUGUUCCUAAUAUGUUUAAUGCUUCAAGUCAACUACCCAAACUCGAAAAUGAAAUGUCGAGUCCACAUUCUUCGCCUGGAACAAGUUCAGCGCCUAUAUCUAGAGACCCUCGCAUGUCUAGAGACCCUAGACAACGUAGGGACGAACAAAAAUCAAAUAGUCCGAGUCGGAUAGAAAGUAAAAAGGAAUCCAAGCAUCUUAGAUUGGAGACAAGUAUUUACAGUUCUGGCAUUACUGCGAGCGAUACUAGCAUGGAUACGGAUCUUCGAACCAAAACAGAUCAAGAUCUUAGAAGAAAAGAUAUGGAUUUCAGACAACAGUUUCAGACCACAUUUGGUGACACUGAUCUUCGCGUUGUCGGUGCAGGAUUCACAGAUUCGUCCACUAAAUCAGAUGUUGAUUUGCGACAGAUGUUAAGUUUACCAUUUAAACCCGUACCAUCACAUGUACCUUGCACAGAAAUAGAUGCAAGUAUUUCUUCGCAUCCUCCUAUGACGUACAAAGUGUACGUCGUUGAUAUACCGAGGCCCGAUUAUACAGGUCUCAAACUUACUAAAAACGAUGCUCAAGUGAAAUACGAUCCACGUCUAAGAAAAAUCUUUAGAAUAGGUAAGGUUGAAUUAGCUGAUUCUCCGAUGUCUCCGCCUCCAGUUAAGCCAGAUACUCCGAAGUCACCGCCGCAGGUUCGAUCUGAUCCGCGUCGAAAAGCUCUUGAGGCUUCCAGUUUAACUUCUCAAAAUAUUAAUGCUUCCAUGAUGAAGGGUGUACAGCAAUCACCGUUGGAAAUGUCAAAUAUGGGAAUGGGACCUGGUGGAAUGCCUGUUCCUCAGGGUCUACCUGGCUCGCAAAAUAUGCAAGGAGGGCAAGGUAUAAUCCAUAUGGGUCCAAAUCCAAUGCUUGGAAAUAUGGGUCCAAUGGGUCCUAUGAUGAAUGCACCUAUAGGUCCUCAAAAUAUGCCACCAAUGAAUAUGACAGGAAUGUCCAAUAUGCCUCCAGGAAUGGCCAUUAAUGGACCAGUUGUACCUCAAGGUCAAAUGAAUUUUGAUCCACGUUUUAAUGUUCAACGUAACAAUGGUGCAGGACUUCUGGGUCCGGCACCUGGCGUAGGCUUUGGACCAGACGUUAAUCCCUCGUACGAAGGUGCACCUACCUAUUCGGGGGGUAAUUUUAACAACUUUGGUCCAGGUCCAGGUCCAGUACCUCCAGAUUCCAAUAUGAUGGGUUUUAGUCCAAAUGGUCCAAAUCCAAACUUUGGAAUGGAAGGGCCGGAGUGGAAUGGAACAAGUCAAAAUAGACGUGGUGGUAAAAUUAGACGACGAAAUCGAAAUAGGACCAAUAUUGUGACUAAUAAUUAAUGCAAAAAGCAAUUUUGAGUAGGUACAUAAGUGAAGUACCUGGUGAUAAUCCUCAUUCUAAUUUAAAUUUGUACAGCAUGCAUUGAUAUAAUGCAUUCAUUUGUGCGGUCCAGAUAAUUGUUUCGAUCGUGUCAAUUGUACAUGGUGUCAAAUGCUCGCUAGUGAUUAAAUAGUAAAUUAAAAGUUUUAAGGUAUUAAAAAUAUUAAAAAUUGUACAUGAACACACACAUACAUACACACAUACAUACACACAUACAUACACAUGUUUUCAAGCAUUUCUUAUAAAAUACACAUACCAAUGAAUGGUGUGAAUAAUGCUCAUAAUCACGCGACGUUCUAUAUUUUAUUUAAAAAUAUAAAGGAUAUUCUACAUGAGGAAUAUACAAAAUGACAUUUAUUACUCUAUAGAAUAAUAGUUACAGAAAUUUUCGGCGAGAAUACGUAUCUGUAUAUAUUGAAUUCAUUCAUUUGAAAAGACAUUUAAUACAUAAAAUGCGACAAAUGAAAAUCAUUAAUUAUACGGAUUGAUUUAUAUCUUUUUUUAUGUCUUCCAUGUAUAAUACGUGACACAAAUAUAUAUGUAUAUGAUUCAUGUGUA